AAUCAGCAUCACUGUAGAGAACAUAGUCAUAUUUGUUGACGUUGGUAUCACUGUGUGCGUCCCACGCUUCCAGAUAUCAUCAAAAACACAGUAAAAACAAAUUUGUUUUGAGGACUGUUGUUCUUCGUCAAUUUUUGAACAAGACACAAAAAUGUCGUACAAAGGACCACAAAAGGUACAGAAGGUGAUGGUUCAGCCCAUCAACCUAAUAUUUCGAUAUCUGCAAAAUCGCUCGCGCGUACAAGUCUGGCUGUUCGAGAACGUAAACUUGCGUAUCGAGGGUCACAUCGUCGGCUUUGAUGAAUAUAUGAACCUGGUGCUGGACGACGCCGAGGAAUACCACAUGAAGACGAAGAACAGGAAGCCGCUCGGACGAAUCAUGUUGAAGGGUGACAAUAUCACGUUGAUACAGAACACCAAUCCCGGAGGAAACUAACGGCGCGGGACGAACAUAACCUCAACCCGGCGCCAAGCUUGGUUUCUUCUGAAUCAUCACACAUCUUGAUAUCUUUGGACUAUAUACAAAAAAGACUCCGGACAAAUGCGUAUUGACUCUAUAGAGAUUAAAACUGUAUUGCGUGAUUGGAUACUAGAUAUAUGUAUGAGAAUGUUACUUUGAAUGUCAUAUUUUGCACCAUGAUAAAGUUUGUAUGUAAAAGCUCAGUCUGAACAUGUAUUAUGUGUGAAGCUAUGAAAGAUAAAAGAAAUGUGUACAAAGAAUGAGUAAAUAGUUUUUGUUACAUACAAUUA
Messenger RNA from Pseudomyrmex gracilis, 750 nucleotides. It is a transcript of the gene SmE, whose product is annotated as probable small nuclear ribonucleoprotein E. Gene Ontology annotation, molecular function: RNA binding. Gene Ontology annotation, biological process: mRNA splicing, via spliceosome; spliceosomal snRNP assembly. Lineage: Eukaryota; Metazoa; Arthropoda; Insecta; Hymenoptera; Formicidae. The record is from RefSeq and is a predicted model, not a curated record. Gene Ontology annotation, cellular component: U1 snRNP; U5 snRNP; U4/U6 x U5 tri-snRNP complex. The transcript has a single exon. The coding region runs from base 152 to 436 and encodes 94 amino acids.